This is a messenger RNA of Schizophyllum commune H4-8, 1233 nucleotides long. Its product is annotated as translation initiation factor 6. Bases 103 to 840 code for a protein of 245 amino acids. Gene Ontology annotation, molecular function: ribosomal large subunit binding. Lineage: Eukaryota; Fungi; Basidiomycota; Agaricomycetes; Agaricales; Schizophyllaceae. The record is from RefSeq and is a predicted model, not a curated record. Gene Ontology annotation, biological process: cytosolic ribosome assembly; assembly of large subunit precursor of preribosome; maturation of LSU-rRNA. The transcript has 4 exons. Gene Ontology annotation, cellular component: cytosol; nucleolus; preribosome, large subunit precursor.
CUCCCGCGCUCACCCCCGCCUCCUCAGCCCGUUCCGCCUUCCACAACUAAGUUCUCCUCGCUACCACAGUCGCCCCCCUUCUCCCCCCUUACAUCGUACCCCAUGGCGACCCGUCUUCAAUUCGAGAACUCGUCCGACAUCGGCGUCUUCUCCAAGCUCACCAACUCGUACUGCCUGGCCGCGAUCCAGGGCUCUACCAACUUCUACUCCGCCUUCGAGGCGGAGCUCGGGGACGUGAUACCCAUCGUGCACUCUACCAUCGGCGGCACGCGUAUCAUCGGGCGGUUAACCGCAGGCAACCGCCACGGCCUGCUCGUCCCCUCCACCACGACCGACGUCGAGCUGCAGCACCUGCGCAACGCGCUCCCGGACGCGGUGGCCAUCCAGCGCGUCGAGGAGCGCCUGUCCGCGCUCGGGAACGUCAUCGCGUGCAACGACUACGUCGCGCUCGUGCACCCGGACGUCGACCGCGAGACGGAGGAGAUCGUCGCGGACGUGCUCAAGGUCGAGGUCUUCCGCCAGACGAUCGCGUCGAACGUGCUCGUCGGCUCGUACUGCGCGCUCUCGAAUCAGGGCGCGCUCGUGCAUCCCGCGACCAGCGUGCAGGACCAGGAUGAGCUGAGCAGCUUGCUGCAGGUGCCGGUUGUGGCGGGCACGAUAAAUCGGGGAUCACCAGUAAUCGGCGCCGGCCUCGUCGUCAACGACUGGACAGCAUUCACCGGCAUGGACACGACAGCAACAGAAAUCAGCGUCGUUGAAGCUGCCUUCAAAUUGCAAGGCAACGACUCGUCAGCCGUGAUCGGCGAGAUGAGGGACUCCUUGAUAGAUAACUGGGCAUAGUGGACUUGGGCAUCUUUCAGUCGCAAUGUACUUCUAGCUGGCCUGUCGCAUCUGUUCUGCUUCGCACGUCGCAUUCCAUCCCGUUGCGCCCCGUCGGUCUCCCUCGUUCUCCAGCAUGUUGUGCCAUCCUACUGCGCACAUCGCGGUCUAUUCUUCGUUUUUUGUCGCGGCAUAUGUCUACGAAAGACUUACGUCCAUCAACUUGGCCUGCGUACCAUGCCAAAACGCGGGAUGACCGUCGGAUCCUCCAUCGCCACUACCGUAGUACCAUCGACCACCUUCUCUAUCUUCCUCGACUCGUACACCUCCGUCAGGCUCUCGCGACACGCCUUUUUCAAGAACGGGCUCAUCUCAAGCCGCCGCAAUCGUGGAAGAAGCGGAGGCUCCUCAUUG